AUGGGGGAGGUGAUAAUACAGCAAGGGAGGUCUCUGGCAGAGACUCCAACUUAUUUGGUUGCUUCAUUGGUAACGGUCAUGGUGUUUGUGUGCCUUCUAGUGGAGAGGUCAAUCUACAGAUUUGGAAAGUGGUUGAAGAAGACUAGGAGAAAGGCUCUUUUUGCUUCUUUGGAAAAGAUUAAGGAAGAGCUGAUGCUGCUUGGGCUUAUAUCUUUGUUGUUGGCACAAUGCGCAAGGGGGAUCUCCGAGAUCUGUGUAAAUUCAUCUCUUUUCAGCAGUAAGUUCUAUCUUUGUUCAGAGAAAGAUUAUGGAACAGAUGAGCACAUUAUGCUUGAAAGUACUUUCUCUUCUACCAACUCUACCAAUAUUCCUCCAAAGGGUCUUUCAUCUAAUAAAUGUGGUGAGGGCCGCGAACCAUUUGUUUCAUAUCAGGGUCUUGAGCAGCUUCACCGCUUCUUAUUUGUUCUUGGGAUCACUCAUGUUCUCUAUAGUUGUGUGGCAGUUGGUCUGGCUAUGAGCAAGAUCUACAGUUGGAGGAAAUGGGAAAGCCAGGCCAGCUUAGUGGCUGAUGGGAAUCCGCAAGCAAAGAAAAACAAGGUGAUGAGGCGACAGACCACCUUUGUUUUCCAUCACACAUCUCAUCCAUGGAGCAGGAGUCGGGUUCUCAUUUGGAUGCUCUGCUUUCUGCGGCAAUUUAGGAGUUCUAUACAGAAAUCAGAUUACUUGGCACUGCGUUUGGGUUUUGUCAAUAAGCACAAACUGCCACCUUCUUAUAAUUUCCAUAAAUAUAUGGUUCGGAGCAUGGAAGAUGAACUUCACGGUAUCCUAGGGAUUAGCUGGCCGCUUUGGGGGUAUGCAAUUGUGUGCAUCUUCAUAAAUAUACAUGGUCUCAAUAUAUAUUUCUGGCUUUCUUUCAUCCCUGCCAUUCUUGUCAUGCUGGUUGGAACAAAGCUUCAACAUGUUGUCUCCUCUUUAGCACUUGAAAUUAUGGAACAAAAAGGUUCAUCUGUUGUGGGUCAAGUAAAGCCACGUGAUGAUCUUUUUUGGUUUGGGAAACCAGAGAUAUUAUUACGAUUAAUACAGUUCAUCAUAUUUCAGAAUGCCUUUGAGAUGGCAACAUUUAUCUGGUCAAUGUGGGGAUUCAAGAAGAGAUCAUGCUUCGUGAAAAACCAUUGGAUGAUAGCCAUUCGGUUGGCUUCUGGUAUUCUUGUCCAGUUCUGGUGUAGCUACAGCACGGUGCCGCUCAAUGUAAUUGUUACCCAGAUGGGAUCGCGGUGCAAGAAAGCAUUGGUUGCAGAGAGUGUGAGAGAAUCACUCCAUAGCUGGUGCAAGAGAGUGAAGGAGAAGUCUAGAAUACGCGAUUCGGUGCACUCACACACCACAAGAUCAGUAUGUUCACUUGAAUCAACGGUGGAUGAGAGGGAUGAAAUAACAGUUGCAUCUGAUACGUUGUCUCGAAGCUCUUCCAUGGGGUCACUGAAUCAGGUGACUGUGGAGUCAAAUGAACUAGUGCAGCAACCAGUGGUUGAAAGUUGUGAGAGAGAUGGAGAAUAUUCUUUCAGGGUUGAAGAGUAUUUGUCUGAUUCUCUACGGGUAAGGGGAUCAGUCCCUCCCACCAAUGAUGAAGAUGACAGUAGAGAGGAAGGGAAAGUUGAGACUCUCUUUGACUUGUUUCACAAGAUAUGAUGAAGGCUUAGGCAUAGGCUUGUUUAUGCAAUUAACAGCAGCAUUAUAUUGCCAUUGUUGUUUGUUCAAGCUAUUAUUAUUUAAGUU
This is a messenger RNA of Corylus avellana, 1773 nucleotides long. RefSeq names its product Seven transmembrane MLO family protein (gene MLO4). NCBI's taxonomy places the organism in Eukaryota, Viridiplantae, Streptophyta, Magnoliopsida, Fagales, Betulaceae. The record is from RefSeq and is a predicted model, not a curated record. Gene Ontology annotation, cellular component: membrane. Gene Ontology annotation, biological process: defense response.